AUGGUUCCGGCCGUCGAAAAAAUCUUGGAACAAUUUCGCGAAAGAUUCGGACGUUAUCUCAAAGUCGUUCAAUUUGACGAAGGGAAAGAAUUUUAUAAUAACGGUGUCAAAGGUUUACUGGAAAAACACGACAUUCAUUAUUUUUCGACGCCGUCGACUGGAAAAAAAGCGGCCGUCGUCGAAAGAUUCAACAGGACGUUAAAAACAAGAAUGUGGAAAUAUUUUACCGAACAACAAUUUACGACCAAGUCUAAAAAAUGGAUCGACGUUCUGCAUAAUUUUGUCGCGUCGUAUAAUCAUUCGAAACAUCGUACGAUCGAUAUGAAACCUGCCGAUGUGAACGAAACCAAUAAGGAUAAAGUCUGGACGAAACUUUACGGUUAUCCACUAUCUCAUUUUCCGACCCCAAAAUUUAAAGUCGGAGAUCGUGUCCGAGAUCAAAUUUAUCGCAAAACUUUCGAUAAAGGUUACACCCAGAAUUAUACCGACGAUGUUUACGUUGUGUCGGAAGUGUUUCGUGGCGAUCCGAACAUGUAUAAAAUCAUCGAUCCCGACUAUGACGAUCGUGAAAUCAAAGGGAGAUUUUACGAGCAUGAAUUAUCGUUGGAUCUAAGUGGUAAAUAAACUAUGGCCAAAGCUAUCAAACUCGAUGAGAUCGGACGGGAUUAUGAUUGGGAUCCGUGGGAAGAGGAUGAAUACGAUGAUAUAAAUUUAAACGAUGACCUGUACGAAACGGCGCUGGAUGAUUUAGAUCGACAGGACGAUGAAAAAUGGUUGUUAGAUUUUAAAAGACAGAAUGAAAAUGAUAAGGCUAGAAAAAAAAAGAGGGAAACAAAUUCUUUGUAUACGACCGGAUCAUCCUCCGGUCUGAAAUCCGAGUAUAUGAAAAAACUUUUUGAGAACGACUAUCAAUUAAAUCCGAACGAUGGACCUCGUUCCAAAGAUUUAUUUUCCCGACUGGAUGUUGUUGAUAAAUACUGGUUGACGUUCGAUGGAACCAAAGUAGCUUUUAUCGAUAGAAAUGGAAAAUACUUCCUGUCGAAAGAUACAUCCAACGCACAAGGACUAAGAGAUUUUAGAACUGCCUUCGAAAAAGCAACGGAAGAACAUAAAAAUAAGUUCGUCAGUAUCGUGGAAGAAGAAAUUCCGGAUGGAAAUCCAUCGAUCCACGACGAUAUUUCCGACGACGUACGUGAUGAAAUUCAUAAUGAAAAUAUCGACGAUAAUCUUGAAUUUCACGAACGUGUUUUACAGUUUCAUCGCGACGGAAAAUUUACCGAACAGGAAUCCAGGGAAUUGGUUGGAAUUACCGUUCCCAAAGGUGAACCUAACGAACGAAUUAAAUUUUUAAAAGUAGAACGUCAAAAACUUAAAACAGAUUUUGAAACCGAAUCCGAUGAUGAACGCAAAGAUAUUUUUCGCGAAGCGUUAGAGAUCGUCGAUCAAAAUAUCAACGAUGCAAGACUGGAAAUGCGCGAACGUCCCGAAUCCGAAGAAGGUGUGCAUCGCGUUCGAGAAAAAGUUCGCGAGGAUGUAAGAACGAGAUUUGAGAAAUUUAAAAUUUGGGCCAGAGAAAAUUUAGGAAUUUUAUCUGCGAUCGCUAUUUCCAUCGCCGAAAUUAUUACGACCGUCGUCGUCGCCGGAAAAAAGACGUUGGUCGGUGCUGCAAAAGGCGUGGGCGAAGUUGAAAAAGCGUUGGGAAAAAUUGCGAAAGCUGCCCUUCCCGUUCUAAUUCCCAUCCUGAAUAUGUUAGCGACCGUUUUAAAAUGGGGUGCGAAAGGAAUAGAAUUUCUUGCAAAAAACUUAUGGAUUCUCGCCAUUCUCAUCGCAGGAUACUUGUACAAUUAUUUCACGAAGAAAAAAUAA
Molecule: messenger RNA, 1866 nt
Organism: Paramuricea clavata
Lineage: Eukaryota; Metazoa; Cnidaria; Anthozoa; Malacalcyonacea; Plexauridae
Source: the annotation of a GenBank genome assembly